This is a messenger RNA of Gymnodraco acuticeps, 1993 nucleotides long. RefSeq names its product ladinin (gene lad1). Gene Ontology annotation, molecular function: structural molecule activity. NCBI's taxonomy places the organism in Eukaryota, Metazoa, Chordata, Actinopteri, Perciformes, Bathydraconidae. Bases 97 to 1437 code for a protein of 446 amino acids. The record is from RefSeq and is a predicted model, not a curated record. The transcript has 13 exons.
UCUGACUGUAAUCUGACUGCCGCCCUCACACUGCCAGCCAGUCGACUCUUUCCUGAGUGAGCGAAGUGCGCCUGGAAAUUAUUGUUUUCGUCCAAUAUGUCCAUCAGUCGGAAAAAUUGGUCGGCUUUGUCCAGCCUGGCGCGGCAAUGGACGGUGGAGGAUGAGGAGGAGGUGGAAAGGGAGAGGAGGAGGAGGGUGAAGAGCUCCAACGUUACCGAACCUGGUGAUGACCUCAGCCCAACAACCAAAGACACACCCACCAGUGACAGCACCUUUGCGUCCAACAGUGAGAUGUCCCAGGGCCUCAGCAGUGCCGAGCAGAUACAGCUAGACUUUGUGGAGAUGCUGCGUACCCGUGAUGAAAGAAGGAGGAUGAGACAUGUGGAGACGCUGAGAAGACAGAAGGAGAUAGGGGAGGAAGAAGGGGAGGCCUGCGGAGGAGAAGCCAGGGUGGAGCUACUGGGGGACAUGGAGGAGGAGCAGAGCAGUGCGUUGCCCCCUGUGAAAGCCACAUACAAACCACAACCACCCGAAAAACCAGCCUCUUACAGCCCCACCAACAGCACCAGCACUAACAGACAACCCGAAAAUGGACAAUCGUCGAGAAAAGACCUCGAUCCCAAGCCGUCGUCCGACCGGGCUCUCAAGUUUGUCAGCUCUGUCUCCAUCUCACUCGACAAAGGUUCCUCCGCCAGCGGGUGCACAAGUCCCAUGAGCCCUCGCUCUCCGACGACCCCCUUCUCGCCUCGAGAACACUGGCCGUCUCCCUGCCAGAGCCCCUCUCCUGGGGGAGCUCAGAGCCCUGUUCAGAAUGGACACACACAGGAGACCACUGUGAAUGGCUCUCCUUCCAACGGCAACUUCGAACAGACGUCCAAACCAGCGUUUGUCAGACAGAGCUCCAGGACUAUAUCUUUCAGGAUGAUGAAGAAGAAGGAAGAGGAGAGUGCACCGCUGCGGAGGAGUGCAAGUGUGAGGAUGGCCUCCGAGAAGUUUGAAUCAAACACAGACCAGGACCAACAUGGAGAUGAAGACAAAACAUCAUCUUUCCAGAGAAACUCCAAGCAGAGAAUUUCUUCCAGGUCCAUCCAGGAGAAGAUGGAGAGACUGGCCCAGGCUGCACAGAAGGGAGAAGUGACUCGUUCUCCAGACGUCACCCAGAGGACUCUGUUCCUGCUGGACGAGGUGUCCAGGAAGAGGAGUCUCUUUGAGAAGGAGCAGCAGGGAGUGGGCCCCCCCAGCCCCGGGGUCUCCAGACAGGAAUUUAGGAGCUUCAAAUCCGGAAUGUCAGACCGGAUCUCCAGCUGGCUCACCAAGACCAACAACACCGGGUCUUCACACAAUCCCACAGACUUGAGAAAUGUAGACACCAGUAAGAGGAGCCUGUUUGAGAAGAGAGAUGAGGACAGUGCCCAGCCUGGAAAAAUCUACAAGUGAAGGCUGUCCUUUUAUUAUGGUCGGCAGGCACGUUGACGGUCCCAAACUGCGCUUUUCCUUAGCAAUAUAUUCAAAUAUGACAUGAAAUGUGUUUAUUUAACAAUAUAUUUUGUAGGGGUAAGGAGAGAGGAGAUGAUAAGCACUGGAAGAUUAUUGGAUGCCAUGACUGACUGAUUCUUUUAUUUCAAUAGAAUACUGCUUUUAAAUUAAGGAGGCUUUACAAUCAUACACAUCUGCAUCGCUUCUUGAACUACAAAUGUGUCAAACACUGAAAAUACUUAAUGUGUGAGGAAGAUUAUUCUGUAAAGAGAGGCGAAGAAAAGUGAUACAUGUGUUUUAAAACUCUUCAGCUAUUUGCCUAACUUACUUUGUGUAAUUGUUCAAGCACUUUAAAACGGUGAAGGUCUUAAGGCUAAUGACGGCUAUACUUUUUACUGAAUCGUGGGAAUUCUGGAGUUGAAAUUGAAUGUUUUUGUUAAAUCUGCCAUAAUAUACAUUUUGUUUUGUGCCAUUGAGGGCAAUAUGUCUAAGAAAUAAAAUAUUUUAUAACCACAAA